UAAAGGGACCCGCGCGUCCGGGCCCAGGGUCCCCACACAGCAGGUUCUCCCCAUGACAGCACCUGGACGUCUCUACCUCCCCCUCCUUCUGGGGCUACUGCUAGCCCUGCUGCCAGGGGCCCAGGGGCUCCCAGGUGCUGGUUUCCCGUCCUCAGCUGCCCGGACUGCCCAUCAGCACGUCCAGAAGCGCUUCAGCCACAGCACUCUCAAACCUGCUGCUCACCUCGUUGGAGAUCCCAACACACAUGAUUCGCUACGCUGGAGGGCCAACACCGAUCGGGCCUUUCUCCGCCAUGGCUUCUCCCUGAGCAACAACUCCCUCUUGGUCCCUGUCAGUGGACUCUACUUCGUCUACUCCCAGGUGGUCUUCUCCGGGGAGGGCUGCUCCACCAAGACCGUCCCCAAUCCCCUCUACCUGGCCCAUGAGGUCCACCUCUUCUCCUCCCAGUACUCCUUCCACGUGCCUCUCCUCAGCGCCCAGAAGUCCGUGUGCCCAGGGCCACAGGGCCCGUGGGUGCGCUCCGUGUACCAGGGCGCCGUGUUCCUGCUCACUAAGGGAGACCAGCUGUCCACCCACACUGACGGCAUCUCCCACUUACUCCUCAGCCCCAGCACUGUCUUCUUUGGAGCUUUUGCUCUGUAGACCUUAGAAAGAUCCAGAAAGGAAGGGGAAAAUUUUUUGUUUCAAGGCCUUCUCCUAUGUUGCCUCCAUCCUGUGUCAAGGAUCAUCGCACCUCUCCACCCCGCCCUUUGACGGUUCCAACAGUCUCAAGUCUUCUGCACUCAAGUCAUCUGGUGCUGUCAAAGAAGGAAUUCCAGGCACCCCAGGGGACCACACCCCCCUGAACCACCCCAAUGUUCUGCCUAGAAAUUCCCAGCACAGAGCAGCUCUUCCAUUCCCACCGGUCUAGUGGGGCCAGGACCUGGAUAUGGGGCAGCUUGAGUGAAAGACUAGAAGUGGGAAGGGGGACUAUUUAUAAAGGGGGAAAUUUAAGUUAUUUAUUUAUGGAGCAUGAAGAGAGAGCAUUGAGCAGGCUGAAGGGAUGAAAGAGAGUGAGAAGGCAUUGGCACAAGGUUCACCUAGAGGGAGAGAGAAUAGGUCUGAGGAACUGAGGGGCCUUAGAAGGAAGCGAAAGGCCCUCUAAGCCACCACUGCUUGACCAGACACCCCAGAGGGCGACAUCUGCACCCUCGGUGAAGCCCAAUAAACCUAUUUUCUCUGAAA
Messenger RNA from Ochotona curzoniae (black-lipped pika), 1225 nucleotides. RefSeq names its product lymphotoxin alpha (gene LTA). The transcript has 4 exons. NCBI's taxonomy places the organism in Eukaryota, Metazoa, Chordata, Mammalia, Lagomorpha, Ochotonidae. The record is from RefSeq and is a predicted model, not a curated record. Gene Ontology annotation, molecular function: tumor necrosis factor receptor binding. Gene Ontology annotation, biological process: immune response. Gene Ontology annotation, cellular component: membrane. Bases 53 to 643 code for a protein of 196 amino acids.